AUGUGUGGUAUUUUCGGAUAUUGCAACUAUUUGGUCGAGAAAUCGCGUGGGGAGGUGAUCGACACCCUAGUGGAAGGUCUGCAAAGACUGGAGUACCGUGGCUAUGAUUCCACCGGUAUAGCCAUCGACGGCGAUGAGCCAGACUCUACACUUAUAUACAAGCAGAUUGGUAAAGUGGCAGCGCUGGAAAAAGAGAUCGAAAAACAGCAACCGGAACGCGAAGCCACCUUUGUGUCGCACUGCGGUAUUGCCCACACUCGUUGGGCCACCCACGGUGAGCCCAAAGUGGUGAACUGCCAUCCCCAGCGGUCUGACUCCCACAACGAUUUUGUGAUUGUACACAAUGGUAUCAUCACCAACUUCCGGGAGCUCAAACAGCUGUUGGCCAACAAGGGCUACCAUUUCGAGUCUGACACAGACACGGAGUGCAUUGCCAAGCUUUUUAAGCAUCUGUACGACACGAACGUGGCAAACGGCGUGGAUGUCGAUUUCCACGAACUCACAAUGCAAGUGCUGCUGGAAUUAGACGGGUCGUACGGGCUGCUGUGCAGAUCUGUGCACUACCCCAAUGAGGUAAUUGCCACGCGUAAGGGUUCUCCGCUGUUGAUCGGCGUCAAGUCCGAGCGUAAGCUGAAAGUCGACUUUGUCGACGUAGAAUUCCCAGACUCGGACGAAGACGCUCAACCAGAGGUGCCCAUCAACACUGUUCGUGGGGAACAACGUAGCUUCUUGCCCAUUGCUGCAAACGAAUCGGCACUAAGACGUUCGCAAUCACGCGCGUUUUUGUCCGAAGACGGUGCACCCAACCCAGUUGAAUUUUUCGUUUCUUCUGAUGCUGCCUCUGUUGUCAAACACACCAAGAAAGUGCUGUUCUUAGAAGAUGACGAUAUUGCUCACAUUUACGACGGUGAAUUGCAUAUCCACAGAUCCAGACGCAAAAUGGGCGAGUCUGCAACAAGAUCUAUUCAAACUCUGGAACUGGAGCUUGCUCAAAUCAUGAGAGGUCCUUACAAGCAUUUCAUGCAGAAAGAAAUCUUCGAGCAGCCAGACUCCACUUUCAACACCAUGAGAGGUAGAAUGGACUUCGACCAUAACAGUGUAAAGCUCGGUGGACUGGACGCUUGGCUGCCCGUGAUUAGAAGGGCACGUAGAUUGAUCAUGAUCGCGUGCGGUACUUCGUAUCACUCGUGUUUGGCAACCAGAGCUAUUUUCGAAGAACUUUCGGAAAUCCCUGUGAGUGUCGAACUGGCCUCUGAUUUCUUGGAUCGUAAGACCCCUGUCUUCAGAGACGACGUCGCCGUGUUUGUAUCCCAAAGUGGUGAAACUGCAGACACAAUGCUUGCCCUCAAAUACUGCUUGGAGAGAGGUGCCUUGACUGUUGGUAUUGUGAACAGCGUUGGUUCUUCGAUUUCGAGAGUUACCCACUGUGGUGUACACAUUAAUGCAGGCCCAGAGAUUGGUGUGGCCUCCACAAAGGCCUACACUUCGCAGUACAUCGCUCUGGUGAUGUUUGCAUUAUCCUUGUCGGACGACAGAGUGUCCAAGAUUGAAAGAAGAAAAGAGAUCAUACAAGGCCUAAGGCAUAUUCCUGAACAGAUUAAAACCGUAUUGAAAUUGGAACCUCUUAUCAAAGAUCUGUGCAACACAGAAUUGAAGGAUCAGAAGUCCCUUCUGCUAUUGGGCAGAGGAUACCAGUUUGCCUCGGCCCUGGAAGGUGCUUUGAAAAUUAAGGAGAUUUCGUACAUGCAUUCCGAGGGUGUUCUUGCUGGAGAACUAAAGCAUGGUGUACUCGCUUUGGUUGACGAGGAGCUACCAAUCAUUGCUUUUGCAACAAGAGAUUCGCUAUUUCCCAAAGUUGUUUCUUCAAUCGAACAAGUUGUUGCCAGAAAGGGGCGUCCUAUUAUUAUUUGCAACGAGAACGAUGAGGUUUGGAACGCAAAGGCCAAGAACGCAAGUCUUGUCACUUUAGAGGUCCCACUUACCGUUGACUGUUUGCAAGGUUUGCUAAACAUUAUCCCACUGCAACUUACAUCCUACUGGCUUGCUGUCAACAAAAACAUCGACGUUGAUUUCCCAAGAAACCUGGCGAAAUCGGUCACCGUGGAGUAA
This is a messenger RNA of Lachancea sp. 'fantastica', 2109 nucleotides long. The record is from the annotation of a GenBank genome assembly. NCBI's taxonomy places the organism in Eukaryota, Fungi, Ascomycota, Saccharomycetes, Saccharomycetales, Saccharomycetaceae.